This is a messenger RNA of Cebus imitator (Panamanian white-faced capuchin), 4323 nucleotides long. RefSeq names its product L3MBTL histone methyl-lysine binding protein 3 (gene L3MBTL3). The record is from RefSeq and is a predicted model, not a curated record. The coding region runs from base 163 to 2610 and encodes 815 amino acids. Gene Ontology annotation, biological process: regulation of DNA-templated transcription. Gene Ontology annotation, molecular function: zinc ion binding; protein binding. Gene Ontology annotation, cellular component: nucleus. The transcript has 23 exons. NCBI's taxonomy places the organism in Eukaryota, Metazoa, Chordata, Mammalia, Primates, Cebidae.
GCACUGCGCCCGCAGCCCUGGACCAUUUGUCAGGACUACUCGUGAGACGGAGAAAAAAAAAAGAGAAAAUUUGGGGGAGAAAUCUUGAGAGUGGACAGCGAUUGUAAAGACCGGCCAGAUAGUUCUGUGUUUCAUCACUGCUGAAAGGUUAAAAAAUAAAUCAUGACUGAAUCUGCCUCUAGCACAAGUGGUCAAGAGUUUGAUGUAUUCAGUGUUAUGGACUGGAAAGAUGGAGUGGGCACAUUACCAGGAAGUGACUUAAAGUUUCGGGUCAAUGAGUUUGGAGCCCUGGAAGUUAUUACAGAUGAGAAUGAGAUGGAAAAUGUUAAAAAAGCAACAGCCACCACCACUUGGAUGGUACCAACUGCUCAAGAAGCCUACACAGGUGAUUUAGCCAAAAGCCUGCCACUUUUUUUCUCAUCUACUCCGAUGGUUGUAACUAACACCUAUAUGCUGAUGACUCCUAAAUCUACAUCUCCAGCCCCGACCUCUCCCCCGAGCUCCAGGCCCGUAUUUCCACCUGCCUACUGGACAUCUCCACCUGGAUGUCCCACAGUCUUUUCAGAGAAGACUGGGAUGCCUUUCAGGUUGAAGGAUCCAGUGAAAGUAGAAGGGCUUCAGUUCUGUGAGAACUGUUGUCAGUAUGGCAACGUAGAUGAGUGUCUUUCUGGAGGAAACUAUUGCAGCCAGAAUUGUGCUCGGCACAUCAAAGAUAAAGAUCAGAAGGAAGAAAAAGACAUAGAAGAAGACAAUGAGGAAGAAGAUCCUAAGUGUAGUCGGAAGAAAAAACCAAAAUUAUCUCUGAAAGCUGAUGCCAAGGAGGAUGGAGAAGAGAGAGAGGACGAAAUGGAGAACAAACAAGAUGUAAGAAUCCUGAGGGGUUCUCAGAGAGCACGAAGGAAAAGACGAGGGGAUUCGGCUGUAUUAAAGCAGGGUUUGCCUCCUAAAGGAAAGAAAUCAUGGUGCUGGGCAUCCUACCUGGAAGAGGAGAAAGCUGUGGCAGUGCCGGCGAAGCUGUUCAAGGAGUAUCAAUCCUUUCCAUAUAACAAAAAUGGAUUCAAAGUUGGCAUGAAAUUAGAAGGCGUGGACCCUGAGCAUCAGUCUGUGUACUGUGUCCUCACUGUGGCGGAGGUUUGUGGAUACCGGAUAAAACUUCACUUUGAUGGGUAUUCUGAUUGCUAUGACUUCUGGGUGAAUGCAGACGCUCUGGAUAUUCACCCGGUUGGGUGGUGUGAGAAAACUGGCCACAAACUCCAUCCUCCAAAAGGUUAUAAAGAAGAAGAAUUUAACUGGCAGACCUAUCUUAAGACAUGUAAAGCUCAAGCUGCUCCUAAGUCAUUAUUUGAAAAUCAGAAUAUAACAGUGAUCCCAUCGGGCUUUCGAGUUGGUAUGAAGCUUGAGGCAGUAGACAAAAAGAAUCCCACAUUCAUCUGUGUUGCUACGGUAACAGAUAUGGUGGACAAUCGUUUCCUGGUACAUUUUGACAACUGGGAUGAAAGCUAUGACUAUUGGUGUGAAGCAUCAAGUCCACAUAUUCAUCCAGUUGGUUGGUGUAAAGAACAUAGAAGAACCCUUAUUACUCCUCCAGGUUAUCCAAAUGUGAAACAUUUUUCUUGGGAUAAAUACUUAGAAGAAACCAAUUCUUUACCUGCCCCUGCAAGAGCUUUCAAAGUGAAACCUCCACAUGGAUUCCAGAAAAAAAUGAAGCUUGAGGUUGUAGACAAAAGGAACCCCGUGUUUAUUAGAGUAGCAACGGUGGCAGACACAGAUGAUCACCGGAUAAAAGUUCACUUUGAUGGCUGGAACAAUUGCUAUGAUUACUGGAUAGAUGCAGAUUCUCCUGAUAUUCAUCCUGUAGGCUGGUGUUCAAAAACAGGACAUCCCCUUCAGCCUCCUUUGAGCCCCUUGGAAUUAAUGGAAGCUUCAGAACACGGUGGCUGCUCAACCCCAGGAUGUAAAGGGAUUGGCCAUUUUAAGAGAGCGAGACAUCUGGGCCCUCACAGCGCUGCCAACUGUCCCUACUCAGAAGUCAAUUUGAAUAAAGACCGUAUUUUUCCAGACCGCUUAAGUGGUGAGAUGCCUCCGGCUAGUCCAUCAUUUCCAAGAAAUAAAAGGACAGACUCAAAUGAAAACUCUUCAUCCCCUGAAAUCAGAGACCAGCAUGCCGAUGAUGUCAAAGAAGACUUUGAAGAGAGAACAGAAAGCGAAGUGAGACCAUCACAUGAAGCCAGAGGUACCCGGGAGGAACCCACCAUCCAGCAGGCACAGCGUCGGUCGGCUGUCUUUCUGUCCUUUAAGUCCCCAAUUCCAUGUCUGCCCUUGCGCUGGGAGCAGCAAAGCAAACUUCUUCCAACUGUUGCUGGAAUCCCUGCCAGUAAAGUUUCCAAAUGGAGCACAGAUGAGGUGUCAGAAUUUAUACAGAGCUUACCUGGGUGUGAAGAACAUGGAAAGGUAUUUAAAGAUGAACAAAUUGAUGGAGAAGCAUUUCUACUUAUGACUCAAACAGACAUUGUUAAAAUUAUGAGCAUUAAACUGGGCCCUGCUCUGAAAAUUUUCAAUUCCAUCCUGAUGUUCAAAGCUGCAGAGAAGAAUUCUCACAAUGAACUUUGAAGAUGGUGAAUUCUGAAUACCAUCAGCAUUCUGCUUUCAAGCUCAUGUUUUAUUCAAAGCACAAGGACGUUUAUAACUCCUAAGUGAGAAGUCUCCAAAACUCAAAAGAGCAACACUAUCGGAUUAUUUAUAUUCCUCAAGAGACAAUAUAUAUGAAUUCUUAUGAAAGUGCUUGAGCUUUUAACCAGGUACUGUCUAACAACAGUCAUCUUUUGGUUCUGUUCACUGAGCUAAAUUUAUCUUUGUAAAUCUUUUUGAGGCUGGGUGGGGGGGUGGGGGAAAAAGGGGACUUCAUUAAUUAUUUAUGGUAAUGGGGGGGCAGAGUAAGAACUUUUGGCAUUUUGUAAACAUUGUUGAAUUCUCUUUCAUGUACACUGUUUCUUUUUCAAUACUUUCAGAAACCUUUUUAUAUAAUCAAAUUUCAAUUUAAACCAAAUUAGUCAAAACCUGGCUAAGUUUAGCCAGUAGGGCUGUUAUCUGUAUCGUUAAUUUUGUGCCAUAUUUUGAAUUGCAACAUUAUGCUAAGUAUAACUUUGCAAGUCAUGAUAUUGCCUAACUGCUUGUCAUAAUUGUCAGGGCUGAAUAGUUGUAAGAAUGACUUUUCUUUGAAUCAGUGUUUUUACUUUUGCACGCAUUAUGAAAUGUUAAACAAAUUACUUUUCACCAGCAUCUUUACUAUAAUUACCAAAAACAUGUAUAUAGCAUUAAGAUUAUUUUAGAAUUGAAAAAUAAAGCAUAUAAACAUAAAUAAAUUAGGUAGUGUAUUUGAGUGGCAUCAGUCUCACGAAUCUUGGUGCCCCGGAGUUUACAAGAGCCAGAUGGUAUCAGAGGAGUAUGCAGUUGUAUGCAGUUAUGUUUGGGGGGAUGUUUGUGCGGGUCUUGAACUAUUUAUGAGAUGAUCUUGAGCUUCUAAUUGUCAUUGAUGAAAUUGUGAUGCUUUACAGAGACCAAGAGCUCAUUCUGUCAACAGAAACACUAAUCUGUAAAGAGCGCUGUCUCAGGUCAUGCUUUGUCCUCCAAACCCAAAGGUUUUUUUCAGGGUUGGCUGAAGGGCGAGUGUCUCAAGUGUCUCGAUUUUACUGAAAAGACAAGAUGUGAAGGAGCAACUCCAGUUGACACAAAAUUUGAAAUGCUUACAGAUCAGGGAGGUGAUUUCCCAAAGUAAUUAUCCAAGAACCUCCAUUUUGGAAGGAUUUCUUUUUCUGUAGAAUACUUUGCCUCGAUGUAUAAGCAUACAGAUGCACUUUAAAUGAAAACCCUUGAUUAUAAAUUGAUAGCUGGUAGUGUUUCUUUUGCAAGAAUGCAUUUCUAAGGCAAAAGGUAAAUUAUUUUGUCAGUCUUUUGAUGUACUUUCUGAUUCCAGGAAUGGAUAUUUAUUCAAGGACUAUUUUAAAAAUAGAAAGUAAGUUUGUAGCAUGCUAUCUGAAUUCUGGGGAAAGCACCACCUCUUCUUUAGUUGCUUUCAGUUUUUUCUGAUGUAGGACUUCCUUUGAUGUUCCUGUUGGAAGUCCAUGAGCAGUCCUUCACAUUUGUCAAUUCAAGGUUAAACAGGGUCAGUGACAUCUGCAGUGUCCCAGUCAUUUAUUUGCAUGAAUCUGCUUAAAUAAAGUUUUUGGUUGUUGUUGUUUUUCCUUUUUUAUGUUUUGUUCAGAAUUUGUACAUUCAAGUUGUACUUGUUAUAUCUGAUAUGAAUGAAAUAAAAUCUUAAUUGCA